AUGUCCAAGGACCUGAAGAUUCUGUGCAGGGACUCCUACCUGGAGCUGAGCAAAGACGGGGGCCAGCAUUUCAGUGGGGAUAACAAAGAGCAUGAAAAUUUACUGAAGAAAAGCUGCACGCUGUAUGUGGGGAAUCUUUCCAUUUAUACAACCGAGGAGCAACUAUUUGAGCUCUUUAGUAGAUGUGGUGAUGUCAGGAAUGUAUUUAUGGGCUUAGAUAAAUUAAAGAAAACAGCAUGUGGUUUCUGUUUUGUAGAAUACUACUACAGAGCUGAUGCUGAAAAUGCCAUGCGGUUCCUAAAUGGGACCGUCUUAGAUGACCAUAUCAUCCACACAGAUUGGGAUAUGGGCUUUAGAGAGGGCAGACAGUAUGAGUGUCGUGAAGAUUUUGAUGCUGGUAGAGAAGAAAUUGAAGAAGAGGCUCAGGCCCAUGACAAGAGAGAAACCCCUUACUAG
Molossus molossus (Pallas's mastiff bat) is the source of this 456-nucleotide messenger RNA. It is a transcript of the gene NCBP2L, whose product is annotated as nuclear cap binding protein subunit 2 like. NCBI's taxonomy places the organism in Eukaryota, Metazoa, Chordata, Mammalia, Chiroptera, Molossidae. The record is from RefSeq and is a predicted model, not a curated record. Gene Ontology annotation, molecular function: RNA cap binding. Gene Ontology annotation, cellular component: nuclear cap binding complex. Bases 1 to 456 code for a protein of 151 amino acids. Gene Ontology annotation, biological process: mRNA cis splicing, via spliceosome. The transcript has a single exon.